AAUAUAACAAAAACUCAAUAAAAUGGUGAAGUUGUCAGUAGACGAAAUACGUGGCCUGAUGGAGAAGAAGCGUAAUAUACGCAACAUCUCUGUGAUAGCCCAUGUGGAUCAUGGUAAGUCGACGUUGACUGAUUCACUGGUCUCCAAGGCAGGCAUUAUAGCGGGCGCCAGGGCAGGUGCCAUGCGCUUCACGGAUACCCGCAAGGACGAACAGGAGCGUUGCAUUACGAUCAAGUCAACUGCCAUUACCAUGUACUUUGAGGUAAAGAAUGAGGACUUGCGCUUCAUCACGCACUCGGAUCAGCGGGAAAAUGACACAAAUGGAUUCCUGAUCAAUCUGAUUGACUCACCUGGUCAUGUGGACUUCUCCUCUGAAGUAACAGCUGCACUACGUGUCACCGAUGGAGCCCUGGUCGUCGUAGACUGCGUCUCCGGCGUCUGUGUGCAGACCGAGACUGUGCUAAGGCAGGCGAUUGCUGAGCGAAUUAGACCCAUUCUCUUCCUCAAUAAAAUGGAUAGAGCUUUGCUCGAACUUCAAUUGGACUCUGAAGAGCUGUACCAAACAUUUCAGCGCACCGUGGAGAAUGUCAACAUAAUCAUAGCCACCUACAACGACAGUGGCGGACCCAUGGGCGAUAUCUCUGUUGACCCUUCAAAGGGUUCCGUCGGUUUCGGCUCAGGCCUACACGGCUGGGCGUUCACUUUGAAACAAUUUGCCGAAAUGUAUGCUGAUAAAUUCAAGAUCGAUGUGGAAAAGUUGAUGAAACGUCUGUGGGGCAGCAAUUUCUUCAAUGGCAAGACGAGAAAAUGGCAAAAGCAUCCCGAUUCGGAUAGCAAACGAUCAUUUUGCCUUUACAUUCUCGAUCCCAUUUACAAGGUAUUCGAUGCCAUAAUGAACUACAAAACAGAGGAAAUCGCGCGACUGUUGGAGAAGAUCGGGGUUAAACUGCAACCAGAGGAGCAGGCGGAACAGGGCAAGGUACUCCUUAAGACGGUGAUGCGCAAUUGGCUGCCUGCGGGCGAAACUCUUCUACAGAUGAUCGCCAUCCAUCUCCCAUCACCAGUUUUAGCCCAAAAGUACCGCAUGGAACUGUUGUACGAGGGUCCUCAGAGUGAUGAGGCGGCGAUUGCCAUAAGAAACUGCGAUUCGGAAGGUCCCCUAAUGAUGUACAUCUCGAAAAUGGUGCCCACCUCGGACAUAGGACGUUUCUAUGCGUUUGGCAGAGUGUUUGCCGGCAAGGUGGCCACCGGACAAAAGUGCCGCAUCAUGGGGCCCAACUAUGAGCCCGGCAAGAAAGAAGAUCUGUACGAAAAGUCAAUUCAACGUACGGUCUUGAUGAUGGGGCGUACCGUGGAGGCCAUUGAGGAUGUGCCAGCGGGCAACAUUUGUGGUCUGGUUGGCGUGGAUCAAUUCCUUAUAAAAACAGGCACAAUCACAACCUUCAAAGAGGCACACAACAUGAAGGUCAUGAAGUUCUCCGUAUCGCCCGUUGUGCGUGUGGCCGUGGAGCCAAAGAACCCAGCUGAUUUGCCCAAGCUAGUGAUUGGUCUGAAGCGUCUUGCCAAAUCUGAUCCCAUGGUGCAGUGCAUAAUUGAAGAGUCCGGCGAGCAUAUCAUUGCAGGCGCUGGUGAACUGCAUUUGGAGAUAUGUAUUAAGGAUCUAGAGGAGGAUCAUGCCUGUAUUCCACUCAAAACGUCAGAUCCUUUGGUCUCCUACCGCGAAACUGUCCUCGAGCAGUCUAAUCAGAUGUGCCUGUCCAAGUCGCGCAACAAGCAUAAUCGCCUGACCAUGAAAGCCGAUCCAAUGCCCGAUGGCUUGGCCGAGGAUAUUGACAAUGGCGUUGUCUCUGCCCGAGAGGAGUUCAAGAAGCGAGCACGUUUCCUCAGCGAGAAAUACGGCUAUGAUGUGAGUGAAGCACGUAAAAUCUGGAGCUUCGGUCCCGAUUGCACUGGCGCCAACAUCAUUGUGGACUGCACCAAAUCGGUACAGUAUCUGAACGAGAUCAAGGACUCGGUUAUUGCAGGCUUCCAGUGGGCCUCCAAAGAAGGCGUACUAGCCGAAGAGAACAUGCGGGGUGUACGCUUUGAUAUACACGAUGUGGUUGUUCAUGCUGAUGCAGUGCAUCGUAGCGGUAGCCAGAUCAUUCCAACAACAAGACGCUGCCUAUACGCCUCAGCUAUUACAGCGAGUCCACGUCUGCUAGAGCCAGUGUACCUCUGCGAGAUCCAAAGCCACAAUUUAGCCGUGGGGGGCAUACACAAAGUGCUCAGCCGACGUCGUGGUCAUGUCUUUGAGGAGUCUCCAGUCCCGGGAACACCCAUGUAUAUGGUUAAAUGCUAUUUGCCAGUUAACGAAUCCUUCGGUUUCACUGCCGAACUGCGCACCAACACACGGGGCCAGGCCUUUCCUCAAUGUGUGUUCGACCAUUGGCAGCUACUGCCGGGAGAUCCAUCCGAGCCCAACAGCAAGCCCUACCAAAUUGUUCAGGCGACGCGUGCACGUAAGGCUCUCAAGCCAGGAGUACCCGACCUUUCGCAAUAUUUGGACAAGUUGUAAUUUAAUCUCACUACAGUUUUAAUCAUAAACAAAAAACCAU
This is a messenger RNA of Drosophila hydei, 2597 nucleotides long. Its product is annotated as elongation factor 2-like. The transcript is spliced from 4 exons. The record is from RefSeq and is a predicted model, not a curated record. Gene Ontology annotation, cellular component: cytosol; ribonucleoprotein complex. The coding region runs from base 23 to 2557 and encodes 844 amino acids. Gene Ontology annotation, molecular function: GTPase activity; translation elongation factor activity; GTP binding. Gene Ontology annotation, biological process: translational elongation. Lineage: Eukaryota; Metazoa; Arthropoda; Insecta; Diptera; Drosophilidae.